Molecule: messenger RNA, 879 nt
Organism: Bacillus rossius redtenbacheri
Lineage: Eukaryota; Metazoa; Arthropoda; Insecta; Phasmatodea; Bacillidae
Product: waprin-Thr1-like
Exons: 2
Coding region: 28-273 (81 amino acids)
Cellular component (GO): extracellular region
Molecular function (GO): peptidase inhibitor activity
Source: RefSeq, a predicted model, not a curated record
GGCCCGGUCGCGCAGACUUGGGCGAAGAUGCUGCGACUGUUGAUACUCUCCCUCGCAGCGCUGGCCGGCCUGGCGCUGACCGGGGGAAACCACCACCACCACCACCACAACCACCACCAGGAGGGCAUGUGUCCGGCCCCUGAGGGCGCCGGGGUGUGCGCCGCGACCUGCCAGUCGGACUCCAACUGCACCGCGGGGCAAAGGUGCUGCAGGAACGCCUGCAACGGGACGAGCUGCGCCAACGUGACGGCGCUUCCGCCGGCGCGAGGAUGAAAUUUGCUGGCAUUGAGGAGCUUAGCUGUGAUCUUUAUCAUGAAACAAUACUAUUUCCGUUUAAAUGAAACAAGUGCUUGUUUAUAAAUAAUGUUUUGGUAUUUUUCUUUUUUAUCUACAUUUUGACUAUUGAGUUUGUUUUAUUUAUUUGAGCUCAAAAUAUAAAAAUUGGUAUUUGUACUGGAAAAAAAAUAUUUUAAAAUUAUUCAGAAUAAAUGUUAUAAAUUUACAGCAUCUGGAUAUUUUUAUAAUUAUGUUUUCUUAGUCUUUUUAAUAAGAAUAAUUUCCUUGAAAUAUUUUCAAACAUAAAACAUUUUUAUAAGAAUAUAUAAUAUGACGGUGAAAUAGUAAGUGGAAAAUAAAUAAUAUAUGUACACUGUUACUGUAUUAAAACCAUGUAAAAUGAAGAUAUUUCAUUGAACAAUACUGUCGCAUAAGAAGUAUAAUAUUCUUAAAGGCACGCCUUACACGAUGUACUGAAAAUGCGUUUAAAUUUAUUAUAUUCCGAAACUAAAGGUAAAAUUCUAAGUAGAAACUCAUAAACAUUAUGUGGAUACACUUUGUAAUAUUUAUAAUACUUUUGUAGUAAACACUUUGUAAACAUUA